AUUUCCUGUUUGUUGUUGGAGAAAGGAGAGAAAGGAAAGCGCGAGGAGGCGCCGCCACUACUAGCGCAGCAGUCCUGGAGCUGUGAGGAGAUUCGGGCGGUCACCCUGCCUUCCCUGCGUCCCGCCACCGGCCACUUCCGUCCUCGGACCCAUUCCAACAAUCUCUUAAAACAUGGUGGAUUACUAUGAAGUUCUAGGCGUGCAGAGACAUGCCUCACCUGAGGAUAUUAAAAAGGCAUAUCGAAAACUGGCACUGAAGUGGCAUCCAGAUAAAAAUCCCGAGAAUAAAGAAGAAGCAGAGAGAAAAUUCAAGCAAGUAGCGGAGGCAUAUGAAGUGCUGUCAGAUGCUAAGAAACGGGACAUCUAUGACAAAUAUGGCAAAGAAGGAUUAAAUGGUGGAGGAGGAGGUGGAAGUCAUUUUGACAGUCCAUUUGAAUUUGGCUUCACAUUCCGUAACCCAGAUGAUGUCUUCAGGGAAUUUUUUGGUGGAAGGGACCCAUUUUCAUUUGACUUCUUUGAAGACCCUUUUGAGGACUUCUUUGGGAAUCGAAGGGGUCCCAGAGGAAGCAGAAGCCGAGGGACGGGGUCGUUUUUCUCCGCGUUCAGUGGAUUUCCGUCUUUUGGAAGUGGAUUUUCUUCUUUUGAUACAGGAUUUACUUCAUUUGGGUCACUAGGUCAUGGGGGCCUCACUUCAUUCUCUUCCACGUCAUUUGGUGGUAGUGGCAUGGGCAACUUCAAAUCGAUAUCAACUUCAACUAAAAUGGUUAAUGGCAGAAAAAUCACUACAAAGAGAAUUGUCGAGAACGGUCAAGAAAGAGUAGAAGUUGAAGAAGACGGCCAGUUAAAGUCCUUAACAAUAAAUGGUGUGGCCGACGAGGAUGCCCUCGCUGAGGAGCGCAUGCGGAGAGGCCAGAACGCCCUGCCAGCCCAGCCUGCCGGCCUCCGCCCGCCGAAGCCGCCCCGGCCUGCCUCGCUGCUGAGACACGCGCCUCACUGUCUCUAUGAGGAGGAGGGCGAGCAGGACCGACCUCGGGCACCCGGGCCCUGGGACCCCCUCGCGUCCGCAGCAGGUGUGCAAAGGGAGGCAGCCAUGGAGCAGGCCCAGAGUGAGACUUCUCUGGGUGCCAGAGGACAGCGAGGACACAAACCGCGCCUGUGCUGCUGUGUUCUGACCUGAGCGGGCGUGGGCGGUCGGGCGGGGCGGGAGGAGGUAGCUUCGCUCUGCUCCUCUCCCGCUCGCAGCGCCCCACGCCAUGUUGGCUCCGGGCCUCCUACCGUUAAAACGGGGUCCGCGUGUCCUGUACACGGUGUGUUGCUCCGCAAAGGAUGACAGAGCUGCCACGGCAGUGCGAGGUGCUGCUUUUACCGUAGACGUGCCUUUUCGUAGCUUUCAGCCUAGAGCUUGAGGCCUGUGGCUUAGGCCAGGUGGUCUCGUGCUGGUGGGGUCUGCAUUUGCCCCUGCCCCUCCGUCAGCUUCACCUUCUCGUGCCUUCUUCUGCGCUGGGUGCGGAACAAAAGACCCCUCAAGUCAAGCCUCCUUGUGAAGCGUAGUCUGCCUGCCCACCCACUGUGGGGUUCUUGGCCGCCCUGCCCUCCUCCCACCUCUCAGGGAGCCGGAUAGUCUCUGAAGUGAGUGCCCCAGAGAAGUUCUGGGUCACCCUGAGGACGUGCUGUGCAUGUAGGCUUGGCCCUGACUGCGUAAAGCCCAGGGUCCGCUGAGUGUGAGUCGUGCGUCAAUUGGAAGUAUUUGUGCCCCUUCUGGUUCUUAUCACCGCACGCAGUGAGGUGACCCCAGCCGCUCAUGUCGUGCAGGAAGACAUGGAUGGCUGAUCUCUGGGUUUGGGGGACUGAAGCGGAUGUCGUGAGGUUACUUCUGUGGACUUGGGCCGAACAGCACUGACUAAGCAGGACAUGAAAAGAAGGGGGGAGCGUCUCUCCUUUUCCCUUCAUGGAACUUUCUAUUGAAAAAUUAGCCCCUUCCAGUCCUUCUCGGAUGAAGCACAGUUGCCAGUUACGCUUCCGAGGAGGACGGAAGGUGCACCCCCAGCCGUGAGAGCCUCAGGACGUACUGCCUGUGGGUGGGCACGGCAGCCCCCCGAGCCGGCCGCCCACCUGCCGUGCUGCGCUCGCCUUUGCCGUGUGAGUCUGUGCUGUGUCAUUGAGUGACAGAGGCAGUUGCAGGCUGCAUGCACCCAGAAAGAACUCCCCCUUCACUGGGUGGGGUUGGGGAGGCUCCCCAGGAUCCCUGCACUAAGCGGGCAUGGGGGAGGCUCCCAGGAUCCCUGCAGUGAGCGGGCGUGGGGGAAGCUCCCAGGAUCCCUGCACUAAGCGGGUGUGGGGGAGGCUCCCCAGGAUCCCUGCACUGAGCGGGCGUGGGGGAAGCUCCCAGGAUCCUUGCACUGAGCGGGCGUGGGGGAGGCUCCCCAGGAUCCCUGCACUGAGCGGGCGUGGGGGAGGCUCCCAGGAUCCCUGCAGUGAGCAGGCGUGGGGGAGGCUCCCAGGAUCCCUGCACUGAGCGGGCGUGGGGGAGGCUCCCAGGAUCCCUGCACUGAGCGGGCGUGGGGGAGGCUCCCCAGGAUCCCUGCACUGAGCGGGCAUUGGGGAGGCUCCCCAGGGUCUGUUGUGCGCUUCUGGUACUGAAGGGUCUGAUGGCCAUAGGGAGGGUGCACUGUUUGUCGAUGGGUCUUUGCAAAGUGCAGGAUAGAGCAGGGUCGUAGCUGUAGUGUCCCUGAACCACUGGGGUUAGGAGGCCACCGGAAGCCUGGCCUGCGAGGGGCCUUGUGAUUUCCCAGGCCCCAGAAUGUGGUGUGCAGGUGUGGGCCCCUGGGGGGAGCCAUGUUUAAAGUGUGAUGAGGCUCCUGGAACAGCACCCACCGUAGGCCCGAGGCCACACCCGUAUAUCGGAACUGGGCCGGUCUUUUCCUCCCGGGCCGUCAGCGCCUGUGGCUGUGGCUGUGGGCGGGACUGAUAUGGGCAGGCAGGCGCUGUUCUCCCCACGCCUCACGGCUUUGCCAGUUUGUACCCUCGGCUUCCCUGCCAUACACCGUUUCUGAGGGGGGAAAACUGAUUGACUGCUCAACACAAAUCCUUACAGCAAAGAGGCCAGUGAUGGCUUUUGUUUCUGCCCAGAUCCUCUUUGUGGAUCUUCCGUCCUGCGGCUUUUCCUCUCUUUUCUUUCCUUUUUUUAAAUCACUUCAUGAGAUCUUGAAGAUACCAAAGUAACCACCAAAGAUUUAAAGACGUGAUUUUUAUACAAAUAUAUAAUGAACACGUCAGAGACUUUUACUUAAGUUCUUAGUGAGAGAUGACAAAGCUGACUCAAAGGAUGAGUCAAGAAACCACUGCAGAGUUGGAGACAGAACUGGAGUGAAAUUGCAAAGCAGGGUGGUUUUGCUCUCUGCAGAGGCCAUUUGCGACUCACCAACUCCAGUGUCAGGGUGCUGGUGGGUGACAAGGAAGAGGUUGAGCAAGCCUCCGCCCCUGCAGGCUCGCUCAUUGUGUAGGGAUCAGAGCACCUGCACCACCAAAUCUGAACAACUGUACAUGUUUACAGACAAGGGCACGUGCUAGUGUGGGAGUGACAAAGUCACACAAGUGCAGACCCCUUAGCUCCAGCCUGCUGGGUGUUCUGACGAGUGGACUUUGUAGCGCUAACACAGGCUCCUGAGUCAGGAUACUGGUUUGCUGCAUUUCUGCAUCACUGAAGGUCUCACUUUCCCUGAAGCCCCUUGUCACAGAAAACCCAUGACUCUCGGCCAGGCCUCUGGGUGCCUGGAAGAUCCCACUGUCAUCUUUUUGCGGGAUUUGCAUGUCCUGGGCAAAGUUCCUGUAAAAGGAAUCCAGUGAGGAGACCAGCCACCCGGCAGUAUUGAUGGCCCCCGCUUUGGCCUCCAGCCGUCUGACCGGUCCUAUUGGAGCUCCCAGAAGUGAGCGAGCUUCCGCUCACGGAGUCACAGCCAGGUGUGCAGCCCCCAGGCCUGGGCGGUUCUAGGGCAUGAUUUUUUUAGGCUGGAAAUGAGCUCUCACUUGAGAUGCACCCCUCAAAAUACCGAGCGUACUGCUUCUGUGAGAAUUUCCCCUCCUUGUGUCUGGUGUGAUUGACAACGGGUGCAGCCAGUGGAAGCAGGAAUGUUGGGGAGCGCGGGGUGCAGGGGGUGCCCCGUCCCAGUCAGCGGAGCAGCGGGUCAGCGGGGAGCACCUGUCCCUGCUGCGUGGUGCGGGGUCCCCGUGGCUGGCAUUUGCCGCGCUCGCCCUGCCUUCGUUCAGAGGCAGAGGCACCACCGGGAACCCACUGGGUACUCACUCAGGCUUUGGAAAGGCCGAGCGAUGUUUUGUGUUUGUGAAUUGCACACAUACUCUAGGAAUAUCAAGAACACGUAACUGUGAAAAAAGGAAAAGUAAAAUGACUGAACAGGAAAGAAAGAAUAAAGCAGGUCCUUUAUUUUUUUGGCUGAGGAAAGCAGCCUGCCCUGGAACGCUGUAGAAUGUCUCCCUUUUUGCGAAGCACAACAUGGAGCUCUCAGAACUGCAGAUGGGGAUCUAGCCCUGCCCUCAGCUUCAGCAGCUCGAAGUUUAUCUUUUUAAUGAAACUAAUUUGUGUAUUUAUACUUAAGGGUUUUCAACGUUUCCAGAAGUCGUUUUCUUUUUUUUUUUUGAAACGGAGUCUCGCUCUGUCUCCCAGGCUGGAGUGCAGUGGCGCGAUCUCAGCUCACUGCAAGCCCCGCCUCCCGGGUUCACGCCAUUCUCCUGCCUCAGCCUCCCGAGUAGCUGGGACUACAGGCACCCGCCACCAUGCCCGGCUAAUUUUUUUUGUAUUUUUAGUAGAUGCGGGGUUUCACCAUGUUAGCCAGGAUGGUCUCGAUCUCCUGACCUCGUGAUCCACCCGCCUUGGCCUCCCAAAGUGCUGGGAUUACAGGCGUGAGCCACCACGCCCGGCCAAUCCAGAAGUCGUUUUCUAUCUGGACAAGCUUUUAAGUAGUCACUGGUGGGAGAGCAUGCCUCUGUGGACUGUGCCUGAGGCUGGCGGUGCCACGAAGGCCCAGAGCCCGCGAGCCGGUGCCCAAGGCCAUGUCUGAUUUGCAGGAGGUUCAGGUGACAGGAAGGCCUGCUCUGUUUUUCUCACUUCAAUUUUGGACUUUUUUUUUUUUUUUUUUUUUUUUUUUUUUUUUUUUUUUUUUUUUUUUUUU
Molecule: messenger RNA, 5186 nt
Organism: Symphalangus syndactylus (siamang)
Lineage: Eukaryota; Metazoa; Chordata; Mammalia; Primates; Hylobatidae
Gene: DNAJB6
Product: DnaJ heat shock protein family (Hsp40) member B6
Molecular function (GO): Hsp70 protein binding
Source: RefSeq, a predicted model, not a curated record